AUGAAGAAUUCGUUCAGAACUCUUAUAUCAAUAAUUGUUGUGAUUCUUUGUGCAUAUAUAACCCCACGAGUAGCUUACAAGGCAUUGAACAUCUUGCUGAACCGUACAAUACAUACCAUGACGAGAUUUUCCCACGAGAUAGAAAUAGCAAGCUUGGCGGUACAAAGAGCUUCGAUCUUGACGAAAAAGUUGAGUGAUUCCAUUUCCACCACCCAAAAAUCUGGAACUUUGACAAAGGAGGACAAGUCACCAGUGACGGUGGGCGACUAUGCUGCCCAAGCAAUCAUAAAUUUUGCCAUCAAAAAGAAUUUUCCCAGUGAUGAAAUUGUCGGAGAAGAAGACUCGGAUGGGUUGAAAGAUGAUUCUGCCGAAGCCAAAAAGUUGAGCGAACGUAUUAAGCAGAUCAUUGACGAUGUUCAGUCCGAGACAAAGGAAUUGGACGAAAAAAUUGGCUCGCUUACUCUGUUGGAUUCGAUAUACGAUAGCAUUGAUCUCGGCAAUUCGAAAGGUGGAUCUAGUGGACGAUUCUGGGCUUUGGACCCCAUUGAUGGAACCAAGGGUUUCUUGAGAGGUGACCAGUUUGCCGUGUGUUUGGCUUUGGUAGAAAACGGGGAAGUUGUUCUUGGGGUUAUUGGAUGUCCCAACUUGCCUGCUACUAUCAUCUCCAACUCCAACAUGUCUGGUGAAAAAGGUGGACUUUUCUCUGCUAUCAAAGGACUUGGGUCCUACUAUACCAGCUUGUUCCAGCCACUCAAGCCGCUUGACCAGCAGGAACGUCUUAAGAUGAAGCAAAGUACUUCACCUAGUGAAUUGAAGGUGGCUGAAGGUGUUGAAUCUGGCCAUUCUUCACAUUCAGAACAAUCACAAGUCAAGAAGCUUUUAGGUUUUGAAGAAAGUUCUGUUGAAGCGCAAACUAUCAAUCUUGAUUCUCAGGUCAAGUAUUGUGUUUUGGCGAAGGGCCAGGCUGACAUAUAUUUGCGUUUACCUAUAAGCGACACUUAUCGCGAGAAGAUCUGGGACCACGCAGCUGGAAAUAUAUUGAUCACUGAAAGUGGUGGACAAGUUGGAGACAUCACUGGAAAACAACUUGACUUUGGUCAGGGAAGAUAUUUGAAUUCGCAGGGUGUCAUCGCAGCCAACAAAGCUGUGUUUCCUCAAGUAAUUGCAGCGGUCAAACAAGUAUUGAACAGUGAAAAAUAA
Messenger RNA from Meyerozyma guilliermondii ATCC 6260, 1200 nucleotides. RefSeq lists its product as uncharacterized. The coding region runs from base 1 to 1200 and encodes 399 amino acids. Gene Ontology annotation, biological process: sulfate assimilation; phosphatidylinositol phosphate biosynthetic process. The transcript has a single exon. Gene Ontology annotation, molecular function: 3'(2'),5'-bisphosphate nucleotidase activity. Lineage: Eukaryota; Fungi; Ascomycota; Pichiomycetes; Serinales; Debaryomycetaceae. The record is from RefSeq and is a predicted model, not a curated record.